This is a messenger RNA of Oryzias melastigma (Indian medaka), 5440 nucleotides long. It is a transcript of the gene zmynd8, whose product is annotated as zinc finger, MYND-type containing 8. The record is from RefSeq and is a predicted model, not a curated record. The coding region runs from base 1414 to 4971 and encodes 1185 amino acids. The transcript is spliced from 22 exons. Gene Ontology annotation, biological process: regulation of DNA-templated transcription. Lineage: Eukaryota; Metazoa; Chordata; Actinopteri; Beloniformes; Adrianichthyidae. Gene Ontology annotation, molecular function: protein binding.
GAUGGUAUGUGUGAUCUGUAUUUAUAUAUUGGACGGGAAUAUUGAUUUAGCUAGUUAUUCUUGACACUAUGUUAAGACUAGUCUGCUCUAACUGAAGAAGCCUCCACUAAUGGCUGUUUGGUAAAGAGUUUAAUGAGGACUGGUGCUUUUAAACCUUUAUUACACAUGCAUCGUGGUUAGUCUCUUUCUCUCUUUAAGAUUUGUAUAAGAACCUAGAUAAUAUUUUUAAAAUUAAAUUUAGAUAUUUAAAAGAUGUAACUGCAAAUGUUUUUAUGUGAUAACCUUAAUGGUUCAUGUUUUAUUAGGAUACCAGUAUCAGAUUUGACUGUCCUGAACUUCUUCCAUCAGAUGGAUUUGAAAAACAGUCUUGAAUCUGAUUUUUUUCUAUACUUCUACAGAUUAAAACAAGCUGAGGUUCAGAUGUAUGCUUGAUUUGUGAUGUGUUUUUACCAAUGUCUUAAACUGCUUAGAUUUGUGCUUAUGAAGUUCUAUAAGGUAAAAUAAAUACAAUUACCUCAUUACAAGAUAAUCCUAGGGUUCACUUUUACACUCAGUGGAUGCUAUACUCUAUGUGCUUUGUUUUUACAGUCUGAAGUGACAGUUUGAGGUGGGCCGUAUAGACAUUUUAAAAGGAUUACAAGCAAACUGUCUUCUGGCCCGUGACUUUUCUGGUUUCUCUUCUUGUUCCCUGUUUGGCCUGGUGCUACAUGUCCUCUUGCUGAGACAUAGAAAGCGCUGCAUGUGGCCCUGUACAGACGAUUUGCAUGGUGCUGCGUGUAUGAGGCAUGUGUGCGCUGGUGAGAGAGAGGGAGUGAGCGAGUGUCUUCAAAAUGGAUGCCAUACUCUGCUGAGGGAAUAGCGAGGGAGAGAAUGUGAUCCUCUCCCUGCCCGGUUUGUAGCGCUGGAUUCUACAUGAAUGCACAGCCGCUUUAUUUCAGCAUGAGAAUUUAAGGGAUCUCGCAGGUCGGGACUCUCCAGUGUUUUUGUGGUUAAAGCAGGGAUCAGUGCUCUCUGCAUUGCAGCACUAUGGUUGAGAAAAGCGGGGAGAAGAAAGCCUGUGCUGCACACCAAGCUGAGCACCCAAUCAGGUACCUCCAUGUGGUGCCCAAGCCAAUCGGCAGCUUGCAGAUGAGGUUAAAGAUUGACAAUUGCAGGAGAGAACAGCAAGGAGAGAAGGCCUUCUGGGAAACCUGGACCCUUUUUUUUUUUUUACCUCAUCCCCAACAUCCAAUAAUUGAUAAAGAUACAAGAAUAGACGGACAAAUCUGUUAGUGGAAAAGUUGUGCUGUCUCUGUCACUCCAUCCCUCAGUGCUGACAGAUGUGACUGACGGAUGUGAGGAAUUACUACACCAGGUGUUUAAAUUGUGUCAGAUCAGGAAGGAAAAACAGAAAAACAAACUGUAACAGAAGAAAUGGAGAUUUCAACGAGAUCCAAAGAUACUGGGUCAUCAGAACGGAUGUCUCAAAAACGAAAGAUACCCAGUCCCUCUCACUCUUCCAACGGUCAUUCAUCUGCUGAUACCUCACCGUCCCCAGUAAAAAAGAAGAAAAAGCCAGGCGCUGUCAGCAGUAAAGAUCAGUCAGAACUAAGACAUGGUCCAUUUUACUAUGCGAAGCAGCCAGCACUCACCACAGACCCUGUUGAUGUUGUACCGCAGGACGGCAGGAAUGACUUUUACUGCUGGCUGUGCCACCGAGAGGGCCAGGUGCUCUGCUGUGAGCUCUGCCCCAGGGUGUACCACGCCAAGUGUCUCAAACUACCAUCAGAGCCUGAAGGCGAUUGGUUCUGUCCAGAAUGUGAGAAAAUAACAGUUGCUGAGUGUAUUGAGACUCAGAGCAAGGCUAUGAUGAUGUUAACCAUAGAUCAGCUGUCUUAUCUGCUCAAGUUUGCCCUGCAGAAGAUGAAACAGCCAGGUGAUCAUCCCCGCUUGUCAUCUCGCCCCCCACAUGCCGCUUCCACGCAGAGAAAGACUUUUAAUUGGACUGAGCCCUUUCAAAAGCCCGUGUCUCUUGAACAGCAUCCUGAUUAUGCAGAGUACAUUUUUCAUCCUAUGGACCUUUGCACACUUGAGAAGAAUAUCAAAAAGAAAAUGUAUGGCUGCACAGAAGCCUUUUUAGCGGAUGUCAAAUGGAUUUUGCACAACUGUAUUAUAUAUAAUGGAGGCAAUCACAAGCUCACAGCUACAGCAAAAGUAAUUGUAAAGAUAUGUGAACAUGAGAUGAAUGAAAUUGAAGUCUGUCCUGAGUGUUACCUGUCUGCUUGCCAAAAGAGGGACAACUGGUUCUGUGAGCCUUGUAGCAACCCACACCCUCUAGUGUGGGCCAAACUGAAAGGAUUUCCAUUUUGGCCUGCUAAAGCGCUGCGGGACAAAGAUGGACAGGUGGAUGCUCGCUUCUUUGGUCAGCAUGACAGGGCUUGGGUUCCUUUAAACAACUGCUACCUCAUGUCUAAAGAGAUCCCCUUCUCUGUGAAGAAGACUAAAAGCAUCUUCAACAGUGCCAUGCAGGAGAUGGAGGUCUAUGUAGAGAACAUGAGAAAGAAGUUCGGAGUCUUCAACUACGCCCCUUUUCGGACAUCGUAUACUCCCGAUAAUAACUUCCAAAUGCUUCUUGACCCAUCCAAUCCUUCAUCGAAUUCCAUCAAACCAGAAAAACAGGAGAAGAUAAAGCUGACCUUUGACAUGACAGUAUCACCCAAGAUCUCAUUGACUCGGACUGUGUUGACUGGAGCUGUGGGGGCGGGGAACACAGCAGGGCGCCAGGCACCCGCCAGUGACGCGCCUUGCUCCCCCAUGAGCACCAACUCCUCUGCCCAUACGGGCUCUGACGGCGAACAGGAAGCAGCAGAGAAGUCUCAGGCAAAAGCAACAACCGGCCAGGGCAGCACAGAGGAGGAGUCCAUGGACUGCACGGGCAACUCUCUGGACAGCCCUAAAUCAGUGAACUCCCAAGCUCCUGGCAUCACGAAGCAGGAGAAGCCACCACAGACAGGAAGCAUUCUGAACCUUAACCUAGAUCGAAGUAAAGCAGAAAUGGAUCUGAAGGAGCUCAGUGAAACGGUCCAGCAGAAGCAAGGGGCAACAGUCACUCUCACCUCGCCCAAAAGACAAAUUAAAAGCCGCUUCCAGCUCAAUUUAGAUAAAACUAUAGAGAGCUGCAAGGCUCAGCUGGGAAUUGACGAGAUUUCUGUAGAUGCCUACAAAGGAGUUGAGCAUAGUGAUUCAGAAGACUCUGAUAAAUCAGAGUCUACUGAAAGUGAUUACGCCAGCGAUGAGGAGCAAAAGACGAAGGCUGACCAAGACUCGGCAAACGAUAAGGAGCCCCAGAAAGAGCAGACUAAAGCUAAAGUAAAGGACAAGCCUUCUGAAAAUCAAGAGCAGGAGAAAACUGAUUCGCUUGUGUCAAAUGAACCUGCAGGGGAGGAUUCCAAUGCAUUAACUUCUGAAGCUCCGACCAACAAGAAAACAAGUUCUCAUUCCAAAAAAGAGAACCAAGAAAAGGCCAAAGUAGCACAGGAGUUGCCUGUUCCCAAAGAGAAGUCUCAGGUGCAACAUGAGACAAAUCAUGCUGUACGGGGGGAGGACUCUGACUCAGAAAGGGAGCUUGUUAUUGACCUUGGAGAGGAGCAGGGGGGCAAGGAGAGGAAGAGACGCAAAAAAGACAACACCAAUAAUAAAGAGUCGGUUAAAACCGAAGGUAAAGUUGUAAAUUCUUUAGCACAGCCAUCUCAGAACAGCCCAGCUCCUUCUACACCCUCCACUACAUCCACCCAAUCCCCUAUGGCCAUCUCUGUCACCAUGGUCUCCUUUACUGCUCCCUCCCCAGCAACAAUUAGCCUAGCGCCCAUGUCCAGCGCCAGCACAACAACGUCGUUGUCCUCCUCCUCACCCUCCACCACGCCAGCUUUGAAGAAGCAGCGCCCUCUGCUGCCCAGAGAGACGGUUCCAGUGGUUCAGAGGGCAGUGGUGUGGAAUCCCACAACAAAGUUUCAGACCUCCUCACAGAAGUGGCACAUGCAGAAGGUGCAGAAUCAGCAGCAAAACCAACAGCCUGCUGCAGCAACACCCAUGCAAGCAUCGUCCCCGAGACAAGGCCAGGCUCAAGCGCAGCAAGCAGCUGGAAAUAGCUCCACUGCCGUCCCUUCAUCGUCAGCACAGCAGUCCUCACAAAGCACACGUUAUCACACCAGACAGGCAGUUAAGGCUGUUCAACAAAAAGACACUCCACUCGGCACCUCCUCUUCAGCUGUCACCCUGGUGUCCAGCAGUCCAGCAUCGGUUGCCAUGAUGGCCACAUCAAGUUUAGGCACAUCUGCAACACCGUCACUGACGACAGACCUGUACGUCCCCACCGCCUCAGCAGAUGUGGCUGCAGACAUCGCCAAGUACACAAAUAAAAUAAUGGACGCAAUCAAAGGAACAAUGACCGAACUCUACAGUGAUCUCUCUAAGAAUACUUCAGGGAACACAAUAGCAGAAAUAAAACGGUUGAGGAUUGAAAUUGAAAAAUUACAAUGGUUGCAUCAGCAAGAGCUGUCAGAAAUGAAGCACAAUCUUGAGCUGACAAUGGCAGAGAUGAGGCAGAGUCUUGAGCAGGAACGUGAGAGGUUGGUGACCGAGGUGAAGAAACAGAUGGAGGUAGAGAAGCAGCAAGCUGUGGAUGAGACGAAAAAGAAGCAGUGGUGCGCCAACUGCAGGAAGGAGGCCAUCUUCUACUGCUGCUGGAACACCAGCUACUGUGAUUAUCCCUGCCAGCAAGCCCACUGGCCAGAACACAUGAAGUCUUGCACUCAGUCAGCAACUGCCCCACAGCAAGAACCUGAGACUGAGGGUUCGACAGACCCCCCAAACAAAGGUUUAGGACAGUCUAGUGCCUCAAACCCUCUAAGAGAUACACCUGUCUCUGGAUCAUUGGACAAGGACUGUGACUUGGAGAAAAGCACUGACAGUAUUGCUGUAACUUUGUCAUAGUACACUUUAAUAUGUAAACCUACAUAUUCAUUUUUUACAUUUAUUUAUAUUUACAUUUUGGAGUUAUUGUGAAUUGUUUUGUCAGGCCUGUUUAUAUUUCUUAUUGUACAAUAAUUUGUAUGCAUCAUUUUCUUCUGCAUUGUGACUUUGCAUUCUGUUCCCAAUGUACAGUAUUAAUAAAAAUGCCUGACAUCAGGCAGUAAAAAAAAAACUUCUAGGGAGCAUUAUGUACACAGAGAUCAAUUAGCAGGAAGAAUGUAAGCAUGCAUGGAUGUCAAAUACACUAACACAGUUCUAUAAAAGUUAUCAAACUAUCAAAAUGUUAAUGGACCAACUGAAAUGUAGGUUAGAGGACAUUUAAUGGAAAUAUCUGUAAAUCACUUAUUUUGUAUUUUUUGUUAAUGUAUUUGUUCUUGUAUUGUUGCCUGAUAUUUACUGAAAAGAAAUUAUAAAUACAUUUCAAACAUUA